AUGACACUAUCAUCAAGAAACAAUAAUGAUAUAUCAUACAGAGUUCAUUCAAGUGAUGAUCUACAAGUAUUUGAAGAAGUUGGGCGUGGUGGAUUUGGUAUUGUAUAUCGUGGUAUUAUAAAAUCGUCAAAUUAUGAAGUUGCAAUUAAACAAAUUGAUUUAGAAACUGAUCAACUGAAUUUAAUUGAUAUAAAUAAAGAAAUUCAAAUAAUAUCAGAUUGUAGACUUCCGCAGAUAACAUCAUAUUAUGGUUCAUUUGUAAAGAAUUAUAAAUUAUGGGUUAUAAUGGAAUACGUUAACGGAGGGUCAAUUUUCGAUUUAUUAAAAUCAGGACCCAUAAGUGAUGAAAAAACAAUUGCAAGUAUAAUUAAAGAAAUCCUACUUGCGUUAAAUUAUUUACAUUCGCAAGGUAAAAUUCAUCGAGAUUUAAAAUCUCAAAACAUAUUAGUUAAUAAAUCUGGUGAGAUUAAAUUGACUGAUUUUGGUGUUUCUACUCAAUUAUCUUCAAAUUUUUCAAAAAGAAAUACCACGGUGGGAACUCCUUAUUGGAUGGCUCCUGAAGUUAUAUUAAAUAGUAAACAUGGUGGUCAUUCAUUUAAAGCUGAUAUUUGGUCAUUAGGUUGUUGUUGUUUUGAAAUGAUUACUGGUAAACCACCAUUACAAAUGGAUUAUCCACCAAUGAAAGCAUUAAGAUUGAUUCUGAGAUGUCAACAAGAUAAAGAAUUUAUAAAUUUGAUAAAAUUGAGUGAGAUAAAUUCUAGUGAUGUGAUUAAAGACUUUUUAAGUUGUUGUUUUGUAGAGGAUCCAAAGAGGAGAUAUAGUGCUGCUAAAUUGUUAAAACAUCCAUUUAUAAAUCAAGAUUUGGAAGGUACGAGUAAUUUAAUUAAGCAAUUGAUUACUAGGAAAUCUCAAUGGGAUUUACAAAAUAGUAUAGAUGAGUCUAGGGGAUUUUAUACUUCUACUGAGAUACAUAACAAUGAUGAGGUAUAUAAUUUUAAAGAAGAUCUGAAAAGGAUAAGGUCAAGUACAAUGAAACUGAAUGUGAAAAUAGAACAAACUCUGAAUUACUUUUCUCAAAUUUUGAAGAAAGUAAUUAACAAACUAGAUAAGAAGUUACAAUUGAAUUUCGAGCAAUCACAGACAUUAAAUGA
Messenger RNA from Insectozyma verbasci, 1151 nucleotides. Lineage: Eukaryota; Fungi; Ascomycota; Pichiomycetes; Serinales; Debaryomycetaceae. The record is from the annotation of a GenBank genome assembly.